GGUAAAUUCAAUUGAAUCUCUGUUUUCUUUGUUUGUUGUUUUCGCGUCGUGCUCCGAUGGUUUUAAAUGAAACAUCAAGCCCAUGGUUGGGCGCCCGUCGACCGGUACCUUGCCAGCAAACGCCCAGCGCCGAGUAUAUUUUGAGGGCCUUUUAAGUUCUUGUAGAUUCAAUCGUGGAAGCUUUCUCCACUUCCCCAAACUUUCCCCUGGCAUCCGGGACGGCAUCAAACGUUGCCAUCAUCACCAGGCAGAGGCGGGAAGACCAGCCAAACGGAGACAUAUCUCCACGCCAGCCUUUCCGUAUCAGCAGGUCGCGCCAGGCUUCAACAUGUAUGAAUGCGGGAAUUGCUAUCGCCGCUUCCCCAGCGGCUGGCGCGCCCGUAACCAGCACUGCGAGGUCACCGGCCACAGCAUUCCCGAUUUGAGUGCUUCACUUGCGACGAGUACUUCAACGACAACUGGGACCGCUCUGAGCACAUGUGGAACUACCGCCAUCUUCCCGACGAAUACUACGAAUGCGAGAAAUGCAUCGAGGUUUUUGAGACCCAGUCCGAGGCCACCAGACAUGAGGUUGAGCGCCAUCACUAUUGCAACGUCUGCGACCGCACCUUCGACAAUCUCAACACAUCCACCCAGCGACUCGCCUCUGAUCUCGGACUGCCAGCGCCUGGCGAACAAUCUUUCUGGGAAUGGCACCUUCAAGUACAGCAGCUUUGGCAGGCACAAGACGCUUGCUCAGUAUGGAUCUUACGCGUUUGGCGUUGAGGCGGAUGAGUACUGGAUUAAUAGCAUUACGCAUAUUGGUGAUCAGGAUAUUGUGGAGCCGGAAUACGGGAGUGGAUCUGACCUGCAUGGUCCCGCAUUUGUACACGAUGCCGAGUCCCAAGAAAGCGUGGCCACCGAUUUGCUCCCUGCAUGCUGGACGCCAUGUACCCCUCCCAAGGUCCUCAUAGUAGGCGCCGGCCCCUCAGGCCUCCUCCUCGCCCUCCUCCUAGCAAAGCACUCCAUCCCCGUCAAAGUCCUCGAGUCCGCCUCCCAGCUCGACCAGCAACCCCGUGCAGCCCAUUACGGCACCCCCGCCAUCCCCGAGUUCAUCCGCGCCGGCAUCAUCGACCAGCUCCGCGCCAACGGCCUCAUCCUCUCGACCAUGUGCUGGCGCGAUCCUGACAGCCACGAGAUCAUCGCCGGGUUUGACGCCUCCAAAGUCCUCAGUGAUGUCGACGGCCAAGACCUGAGAACACACUGCUAUGUCCUGCAGGAUUUGGACGAGCUGAUGCUGAAGGAGGUGAGGAAGUACGGUGGGGAGGUGGAGUUUGAUGCCGAGGUUGUCGGGGUUGGUCAGGAUGAGGAUGGCGAGGUUGGGGGAAGGGCGUGGGUGGAGGUGAAGAGGAAGGGGGGGGAGGUGGAGAGGGAGGAGGCGGAUUAUGUGGUUGGUUGUGAUGGGGCGAAUAGUAUUGUCAGGAGGAGCUUGUUCGGGGAUCAGUUUCCUGGGUUUACUUGGGACGCGCAGAUUAUCGCUACUAAUACGUUUUACGACUUUGAGGGAAAGUUUGGGUGGCAUGAUGCGAAUUUCAUCGUUCACCCGGAGAACUUCUUUAUGGCCGCCCGCAUCACAAAAGACAACAUGUACCGCAUCACCUACGGCGAAACACCCGGCCUGACCCGAGAAGAGUACAUCGCCCGUCAACCCAUGAAAUUCCAACAGAUGCUCCCCGGCCACCCCAAGCCAGACGAGUACAAGAUUGUCAAUAUUUCACCUUACAAAAUGCACCAACGAUGUGCCCCCAAAUUCCGCGUUGGUCGCAUCCUCCUAGCAGCAGACGCAGCCCAUCUGUGUAACCCAUGGGGAGGGCUGGGCAUAACAGGUGGCUUUGUCGAUGUUGGUGGCCUGUUUGACUGUCUUGUGGGGAUAUGGGAAAACAAGGCCGGUGAGGAUAUUCUGGAGCUGUACUCUGAGAAGAGGAUUGAGAAGUGGCAAACUGUUAUCAACCCCAUUUCACAAGAGAACUUCAGGCGAGUGUCUGAUAAGGAUCCGAGGACGAGAUUUGAGAGGGACGAGUUUAUGCAGCUGUUGAAGAAGGGGGAGACGGAUGAUGUUUUGUUGAAGGAUUUGCUUCUCGGAUUCAUGGAGGUCAGGUACGACUUUACGCAGCAUUAUAAGGUCAGGUGAUGCUUGCGGGUAGGACUGGGUCAUGAGCCACCCUGGAUGGGAGGAUGCAAAGGAGGCAGGACAAGGUAGCCUUGAAAGCUUCAGUGUGAUAAGGAACCUAUACGGACUGUAGCUUAGUACCACAUCUUGCCCCUGCGGAAAAGCAAGGUUCAUAAACACCUUGCAUGAGGUCUCCGGCCGUGGUGGAGAAGGGAAUUUGAACCGCUCCAAUGGAGCGUUGACCACGAAUACUACCCUAGUUGACAUCAACGCAUUGCAGAUCCACUGGUAGUGACUUGGGUGUCGAGGUGAUAUAGAGGCUCUGAUAACUCCCGCAAGGUGCCGGCGAGUAAAUCAAAG
This is a messenger RNA of Podospora pseudopauciseta, 2509 nucleotides long. RefSeq lists its product as uncharacterized. The transcript is spliced from 8 exons. Gene Ontology annotation, cellular component: mitochondrion. Gene Ontology annotation, biological process: ubiquinone biosynthetic process. The coding region runs from base 83 to 2170 and encodes 695 amino acids. Lineage: Eukaryota; Fungi; Ascomycota; Sordariomycetes; Sordariales; Podosporaceae. The record is from RefSeq and is a predicted model, not a curated record. Gene Ontology annotation, molecular function: FAD binding; oxidoreductase activity.